This is a messenger RNA of Spodoptera litura, 12030 nucleotides long. RefSeq lists its product as uncharacterized. The record is from RefSeq and is a predicted model, not a curated record. Gene Ontology annotation, molecular function: ATP binding; protein kinase activity. NCBI's taxonomy places the organism in Eukaryota, Metazoa, Arthropoda, Insecta, Lepidoptera, Noctuidae. Gene Ontology annotation, biological process: protein phosphorylation.
CACUGAUUUAGAAAAAUGGCGUUCUAUACAGCUGCGGGUUGCGCAAUUUUUAUGUAAAUGUGCACGAAAUUUACUAGAAAAAUUAAGUUAUAAGUGCAACAAAUCUUUUUAUGUUAUAUAUAAUUUAUAAAGUAAAAAAAGCAUACAGUGUUACAAUAUUUUUAGUUCAGUGCAAACCUGUCAUGGACCGUGUAUUUUUUGUGUUGUGAUGUAUGAAAACGAUAAAUAAUGAAACGGAAAAUAAUGCGGCUGUGCAAAUAAUGUGACAAUGAUGGGUAUGAUAUGGGUGGUGUUAUUGGUGGCCUUGACCGGCUCACACUUGGGACACUGUUCGCCUCUCCGAUCAACGCCGCAAACCUAUCCUCAUGAUGCGAGUUCCCAGUCUCAAUUGGAGAACUGGGGCUCCCAGGGCGGCAUGUACGCGGCGGUGCCUGCGUUGGCGCUCCUCAUCACCGCUGUCGGUCUGCUCCUUGGUUGCACCUGGUGUUACCGACAUAAGGAUUGCAAGCCGAACGAAGGAGCGGACAAUCAGCUAUUCACUGCAAGCGCGACACACCUGCACGAUGGUCGUCGGGCCCAUCCGCCGGACUCGGGGUUCGUGGAGCCCGUCAACAACAACAUCAGUGAGGACAACAACAACGGGCCGAUAUCUCUCCGCGAGAUGCAGAACAUUGCCAACAACAACGCGGCCGCGUACAUCGUGAGUGAGAACGAGGAGAGGAACAGAGUCAGCAGGGAGUCCGUGGUCGAGUUCGAACCACUGCCCACCAGGAUACGGGUUGCGGACCCAUUGGAGCACUGCGCUGAUUGGUUUGGCGAAGAAGAUUUCCCGCGCAACAGAUUGCAGUAUCUUCGAGAGAUUGGUAGAGGAUGGUUUGGAAGAGUGGUUGAAGGUGAGGUUGAAGACAACGGAUCCACGAGCACAGUGGCGGUCAAGAUCCUCAACCAGAAUGCCAGCUUGGAGGAUAAGGCGCGCUUCCUGGACGAAGCCAAAAUGUACCGCGAUGUCCGACACGAGAACAUACUGGCUUUUAUCACCAAAUGUCUCCAGGAAGACCCAUGGAUACUCAUAUUUGAACUUUGUUCUAUGGAUCUCCAGCAGUAUUUGAUAGUGAACCGUCCUAAGAUGGCCAUACUGAACGAGAGCGGAGUGCCACUUCGGCUCAUGUGUGACGUCAGUUCUGCGCUCGCGCACUUGCACUCACGAGGCUUUUUAUAUGGCGACGUAUGGUGCGGGUCGGUGCAGGUGCGCGGGGCGUGCGAGAGUGCGCGCGCGGUGCUGGGCCGGUACGGGCCCGCCGCGCCGCCCUACCGCCUGCCCGCGCCGGAGACUCGGGCGCAGCCACCGCUCUAUACUGCCCAAAGUGAGUCAUGGUGUCUGGGCACGUUAAUAUGGGAGGUGUGUGCCUGGGGCGCCUCGCCAGACAGACUGCCGCCGCCACUGCCAGACCUGCCCUGUCCUUAUAGAAAUCAUCUCUACCAAGUGAUGCAGCUAUGCUGGAGCGAACAGGCGUCGAGUCGACCGACGGCGGCGCAGGUGCAGGCGCUAGUACUGCACCUGUACUGCAGCACACGCGACUUGCCCGAGCCCAGGGACGACGGAUACGGCAGCUCCGACUUCGAAGAGCGCUGGCAGAGACUCAAACCCAACUCUAUACCCAAACACGACGAGCACCGCGCCAUCGUACACACACACGACGACCUCAGCGUCGACAUGGACACCGCCGUCUCGCGCUCCAGUAGCAUCAUGUCCGACAAGGACAUGUCCGUGCAGAUCAAAUCAGAAAGCUUGACCAACCUCCACGGCUCACUAGAAGAUGUCAGGAACAUCUACCUCACCCACAACGAGACCGCCACGCUCGAAUGCCACCAAGGCAACAUUAGCCUCGAAGACGCCAGGGAGAAGGAGCAGGACCGCUCCGACGCCUCCAUGGACCCCUGGCUCAAGGAUAUCAUAGCUGGCAGCACAGAUGACGUCAGCUAUUACAAAGAUGUUAGUGAUGUCAUCAAGAAUCUCGAUAAUAUACUGAAUUCGGAAAAAACUUCAAGUUCAGAGUCGAGUCAUCAAGCUAGUCCCUCUAGGGACAAUCUAAGCUUGGACUGCAAGAAGGAUUACCCGAUGCAAUCCAGUAUGGUCAAGUCUCCCGGUAUCACAAAUUUCCAGAAUAUUCUAGAUACUGGAUUCAGUUCAAAGUCAGAUGAAACUGAGACUGGCGAUGACGACGAGCUCGACCGCGACACUAUAGGCACGCUGAGCCACUCGUUUGAGCGACACAGUGAGCUCGACACUACCAGCCAACACACGCUAGAGAAUCUCACACCUGACACGCCAAUAAAAGACAUAGACGUCGUCAGAAGAAUUGAAAUUCAAGUGGAAGUGGAGAGGGUCGAUACAAACAAUAUUUUAGUUCAUAACGAACCAGUUGAGUCCGUACAUCAACACACAGAAUUGCCAAAUGAUAACAAAAUAGUGAGUAGUGAUAGUGAAAUACCCAAGCUGAAGGAAUUAUGUGUAGCGUCAAUACCUAGUGCUAGUGAUAUCGAACAAUUGAAUGUUAAAGACUGUCAAACAUCAUGUGAUAGUAACUUAAAAGAAAUAAGUACUGAUAAGAAUGAAACUAAGUCAAUAGAUGAUGUAGGGAAGAUUGAAGAUACACCUCGUGAAGUAGAGAGUAAGGAUUCUUUAGAUAAGAUCGAACUGGAACAAAUGGUAGAUGAUAUAUUCUUGCCUAUAAUGGUACAUGGCAAAACAACUAGUAAAGUAGAACAAUCAUCACAAGAUGAAUCAACUGAGGAAAAGCUAGAACAGAAACCAGCUAAACAUGAAGAUAGUGAUAAUGAAAAAGUCCUAGAUAGUGAUCUCAUAAAAGUAACUGAUAGUUCUGAAGCCUUUGGAAACUCGAAAGAGGAUAGUUUAGGUGAAGUGAGCGAUUUAGAGCCAUCAGAGCUCCUAUCUCCGGAACAGACGCCUGAGUCAGUACAAAGUAUGAGUAAUAUAGAAAGCUCUAACUUGAAUGAAACAAAAGAGACUGAAAUACCAGUAAUCUUAAUAGAGGAAGUGAAAUCUCCAACGCCAGAAUUGCCACCUGAAAUAGUACAAAGUAUUUUUAAGGACGAAAAUGAUACAGAAAGUGCCACUGUCAGAGAUGAGAUUGAAGAUGCUAUGAAAGAAGAUGAUGGGCCUGUUAUAAGAAUACAGGAGGUCCAACAACAAAAUGCAAUAAUAAAGGAAGAAAUUAAUACUUCUGUGGAACAAGUGUUCAAGGAAAUGGAUGAUUCCACAAACAAUAGGAAUAUUUAUGAAGAAAUCUCAUCUGAACCUAUUAUAGACCCAAACAUCUACUUCAGUUAUGUUACAAAAGCUGCAACAAAUGUAGUAAAAGAUGUUUCUGAUUUCAUUUUGGAAGAACGAAAGAUAGCAAUGUUACAUGAAAUAAAACCUAAAUUGGCAACUGAGGACAACCAAUCACCAACAGAUGUAACUGAACACAAUCAAGAAUCCACUUUAUGUGCAGUGCAUAAGACUGAAGAUGUCUUAGCACAAGUUGGAACUAAUGAAGUAGAGAAAUUAGAAGAAGAAAAUAAGGAAAGUUUACUAGAUGAACUCAAAGAUGCCAAUAUUAUUGAAGAUGCAAAUGUUAGUAAAAUUGUCCCUUUAGUUUUAGAUAAAGCAUCUCCCAUUAUUGUCGACUCUAAAGAAAAUAUUCUAGAUACGGUAGAAAAUUUUGAACUAGACAAGAGUCCACAAAAAAUUCAACUUGAUGAAUUUACUAUCAAUGAAGAAGUAGCUAAAGUCAUUGUAGAAAAUGUAAGCAAAGAUAUCCCUUUAGUACAGGAUGUCGAGAAAAACGAUGUAGUCAUAAAUAAAAUGGAAAUGAGAGAUGACAAAAUCUCUAAAACUGUAUUUGAAGAAGCUCCAAGACCCAAAGUGGAGCACACAAUCCAUGGAGACGAACCCACAGCUGAUAAUCAUGAAGAAACUGUGAUUUCAGUUAUAGCUAACGUGAGCAUAGAGUCUACUUUGAAAGAGGAUGAUACUGAACAGGUUCCUGAUGAAAUAUUAGGAGCCAUUAUAGAACCAAUCAGUUCCACUCAUGUAGAGAAUGUUAAUGCAGAACUUAAAGAUGAUAAGGUUCCUAUAGCAGCUGUUCUAGAAGAGAAAGUUGAGGAUAAUUCUGAUGGUGAUAAAAUUAGAUCUGAUAAUAAUACCCUAGCUGAUACAAGAAUACAUUCAGACAACAGCACUGUGUACAUGGAUCUCAUUAACGAUACUAAUAAUGGAAUACUGAGUGAUAACACCUUAGAUAGUCAAGUAAGAAACGUCAUCAAAUCCUGCCUGGACAAUUCUAGCUCAGACAAUGCAUGCACUCUCGUCAAAAAUGAGUCUACCGAGUACCUAGAUCCUCCCAGUUUUGGUAUCAAGGAUAUAGACAAUUUCUUGCACAUGGAAAAGGUUUUCAACAGCCAGAAUGCUGAAGUUGUCUCCAGUACUCCAUUAGCUAGCGACGGCUCUGCGGAAAUAAAUAGCACGAUCGAGAAUUCCAUCAAAGAGGAACUAUCUGAAACUAAGGUGCCAGACUUAGGGAUGGGAGUGUCUGUCACUAAAUUGGAACAGAGAUAUGUUCCCGACAGCAUGAGCCCUUUUGAGUCUCCAACUAAGAGCCACCAUACUGACACUUAUGAUGAAAACAGUUCAGUAGUGCUCGGCCCUUUUGAGAAUUGCACGCUAGAGCUGUUCAAAGGAGCGAAGCCCGCCGAAUUAGUUGACUUGCCCAAAGAAGAGCUACUAGCAUUUUCGUCAAAUUUUAGUGAGAUGAAUCUCGAAACGCCAUCUCCUUUGCGUGACGGAAAUUUUCUAAACGAAGUUCCUGAUAUAGUGCACGAUGAUUUACAGUUUGAUGAUGUUCAAAGUUUAAGUGAGAAGCAGUCGGACCCUCAAACAGAGACUCCGAGUGCGCCCAGCGGUAACUCUGGGACGGAGAAGCGAGUGUCUCCCUUAACGCCACCGAACUCCCCUGGAGUGUUUCUAGCUUCGACGUCACAGCAGAAAUACAUUGUAGACAUCGACCUCACUCCUGAACCGGCACAUCUACAAGAACCGGACCUCUCACUCCAGAAAGAGAUAGAACUCAACCAAAUAGAGUUACAAAUAACUUCAAAAUUAGCAAUGGCGGAGAAUGAGAAUAAUAUGAACAUCGAAUACUCUGGACCUUUGACGGUGGAAGGUUUAGUUUCUGAUGACGAGAUGCUGCUGAGAGAAAGUGAUGCAUUGCCCGAGUCUUACCUGGCGGGGAACGGAGGAUACGUGGAGGAUAUGAGAGAGGACUUGACUCUGGACGAGGAGUGCGUCAAAGCGCUGAGGAAUGAGCUGGAACUGAAGUUGCCGUUGGCACAGGUAGCAGCAAUAGAGCCUCCUUGCGAGCAGGAGUGGUCUGCCGAGCUGCCUCCACCGCCAGAACUCAUCGUCAGCUACCCGGGCGCGCUGAGCCCCAUCGCUGAGGAGACUGGACAGCAACUGUCGGCGUAUGAGAAUGAUAUGAAUUGGAACCUGUCGAUCCGCACAGAAUCUUCAGAGAGCUACCCGGAGCCUUGCAACAACAGCACCGAUGACGUCACGGAACUGCCUACAGGGGCACAGACAUACACGAUACAAUCGCGCGACCCAUCGCGCAACCCGUCGCGCGACCAGUCGCAGAACAACACAUACACGCUUCACAGGGAUCUCGACCUUGCCAGCAGUAGAGAAAUUACCAUGAGCGCAGACAGCUUGAACGCCAGCCCUUUUAAAAAGCUAAUGCCUGACAGCGACGCCGACUCACCGAUUGAAGACAAAACAUACACGAAGGAAGAAGAGAAAGAGUCCCUCGAGAGGAUAUCACAAGUGUCGCCCUUUCUGCUGAGCCCCACCACCGACACAUCCGCGCCGGAAAACUCUGAUAACCUCGACAAUGCCACCGGAGUGUCCACUCUGUCCAAGACCACUCUCCCCACAGACGCCAAACUGUCCAAACCGUCCGAAACACAGUGUCUGUCCAAAGCCACCAGCAUCGACUCGUGGUGCUCCAAUGACACUCUGUACAAUGUCGAGGAAAACUUCGACGACCUAGCGAUGGACCCGGACGUGCCCGACUUCGAGCCGGAGAGGGACGAGCACAGCGAGAGUACGGACACGUUAACUCACAACGACGACGAGAAGGAAGUCAGUCACUGCUCGACUUACAUCAUACACGACAGUAAGUCGGAGGCCUGCGAGACCUUCUCGCCGGACUCCAUCACCGCCAACGACAACUACACGUAUACGAAAGUGAAGACUGAUAACGCAGGUACCACGCCGUCCGUACUUACCAAGUCCGACCUGAACGAUUCCACUAAGAACACCACCAAGGACCUGGCAUAUGGUACACUGAUGUCGGGAAUGCCUUCCUACUCCAAUUGUACUACGGAGGUGGUGUCGGGCUUCGAUGACUGGAAGGUGGCCCAACCAGAGCUGGUGAGGAGAUCCCCCAUGCCCGAAGAUAACGACAUCACCCCUCCUAACCCAGUCGAGGACAAGGAGGCUGAUGUCACGAGCCCGCAGCUUGCCACGGAACCUUCCCUCAAGAAAUUAGAGAGUGUCGACAUUAGCUGCCUACAGGAUGAUCUAAUAGACAGCCGCGAUAAGACGAACCAGUCGGACAGCGACGCUCUAUUAAUAGAUACUAACAGUCCGAACUACAACUACAAAAGCAUGGCACCAUCAGUGACGAGCACUCCACUCACCGAUCUCUUGGAUGAUGCUGAGAACGUUGAAGGAAUCCCCAUGCAUCUCCCCACAGGUAGCAGAGAGUCCUCGGAAGAUAGCGUGCAUGUACCAAACUUCCAGGCCUUCAUGCAGUCCGUCGAAGUGAGGCCGCAAGACUUGUCCUCCAAUGUUAGCAAUGAGGGCACCAACCAAGACACGGAGAUCCUGCUGGACGGAGAAAGCAAAACUUUGAGCAGGAACAGCAACCGCGACAGCUUAGCAGUGUCCGAACGUACGCCGACAUAUUCCGACUUUGAAAACUCGGCGCUAUCCAAACCACAAGACGUAAACUCGAAAGAUAAGUCUAGUCAGAGCAUGGAGAGUGGAAUCAGUUCAGAGGAUUUUCAGAAGUUUGAGACCUCUGUGAGAAGCCGUCCACAAGAUCUGUCGUCACUGAUCGACGCCAGCUCCCUGCUACUCAAGAGCGAGAGGAUGUCCAGUGAACUGGCGAUGGGUUCGCUGCCCACAGACUUGGAUCAGACCAGUCAGUCAGGAAGCCGAGACAUCGCGAAUGAGCCGCAAUCUCACACAAGUCCGCCUAUCGUUACAAAUUUUAACGAAUCUCACAGCUUAAUUAAUUUUAGAGAACCCAAUUUUUUAAUCAAUUUCGAUACUGACGAUGAGACCGAGCAACCGCAUUCGAUUAUAAUUACCGAAACUACGAUGGACGCGUUCAGGGAGAGUCCAAGUAAGAAUUACGACUCGAACGACGUGAACAUAUUAGAUGUUAACCAUGCCUACGAGCCGCACACUAGUAGAUGUCAAGCGCAAGAAGACUUUGAGAAGCUACUAGAACACAAGAUUAACGGAGAGUUGGAUUUUAAAGAAGAUAAUCUAAUAAACUGCGAAAAUUUGUCGCCGAAAGUAGAAGCUGUGUCUGAGAAAACGGACACAACGAACAGUAUAUUUGUAACAGAGAUCCACAGUGCGCCUCACACGUCGAGAGCGAACGACAAGAGUCGUACAGUGAACGAAGUAGACUGCAACGGAGGUAGUGAGAAGUUCGCUACGGUGAACUUCUUGAACGAGACCUUCGAGGAACUUAUCGAGAGUAAUGUAGAUGAUGAGACGAAAGACCCGAAGACUGAGGAACCGCCAAGCGAAGGAAAUGCUUCAGAGAGUUUAAAAUCUAGUGACAGUCCUUUAUUGAAAGACCUGGAGAGUCCGAAAGGAUCGAAGAGUAUAAAGGAUGAACUCCAGGAGAUUGGAGAGCUGACGAACGGAGUGACGGAGGAGAACGGCAGGAUGACCGUGGUCACAGAAGAUUUCCUACAGAAUGAGAAGAAUUUCUGUCAACUGGACUCGUAUUUUCCAUUGCUGAGUGAUAUAAGAUUCACUGGUCCAGCUACAGAAAUAAUGAGUACAUCAUUCACACAAGACUCUCCGACGGAACCUGCCUCGCCAGAGUGUCCAGAAAAGCGAGACACGGCCGCUGAACUGCUGAAGGAGUGGGACAGUGACUCUGAUUCUCAUACCAGCAACUCUUCAAGCGGGGAGUUUAUAUGGAAGGACGGCGACGGCCACGAGACCUCAGUCGUACCAUCCACGCACUUCGACCACCAGCGAACAGGGGAGUCUCGCAACAACAGUGGCGGGGAGCGUCACGGGUCCCCUCCAGGCGGGUCUGCGGGCUCCGGCCCUUCGGACGGAUCUGCGGACUCAGGGUCGGGCUCCGAAGGCGAUGAGGUGGAGUUCGUGCCUUCCUCGUGGGACUGUCGCGCGGCCCCCUCUAAGUCGUCACUAAGGAGCUUGGAGCAAGCGACACCGGACAACAAGAAGCGCGUAGUAUUCAAGCGUCAGAAGUACCACUGCGUGUACGAGUACCCGCGCGAGGUGGCUGACAUCGAGGCACACUCGCCCGCCGCCUACCUGCCGGACCUGUCUACUUACUCCGAAUGGGACCCGACCAGUGCUGAGGAAGCUGAGCUAGGUUACGGUCAACUGUUCGGCGCUCCCAGUCCGCUGGACCUCUACCCACUUAGAGCUGGGAUCGCUUUUGGAGCCGAUUACGACGAAGACUUCUUCAUCUCGUCGUCAGCGCGGCCCUUCGAGAGCCUAGGCAUCAUGUCCACCACUAGUCAGUUCUUCCCCGGCAAGCACGUGAAGCCCUCUCUGCUCGAGCGAGACCUCUCCGAUGACCUUACAGAGGACUUCCCCCCUCCUCCCUCCCCACUCCCUACCACUACACUCAUGCAGACCCGCACCCCCUCCCUGGACUUCACCACGCCAGACUCAGGAGUCGAAGAUAUCACGCCAGGCUCCACUACGGAUGAUGAUUUCAAGAAGAAACUGCCAGAGACGGAGCUCACAUGGAGACCCGUGGACAGCGCCAGCUCUAGUGAGUCAGUGAGUCCGAGCUCCCCGGGGGGCGAAGCACUCGGCGGACUCAGGCACACGCGGGACAAACUCAAGCUCGACCUACCGCCCAGUCCACACAUACCGUCCCCGCGACACAACAGAGUCUUCAACUUCGUGCUGGACAAGCCCAAGCGACGCGAGGACCGCCCCGCAGACCUCGGCACCACACCGCUCGUCAUGACGGACGACACGCCCAUCGUCACCACCUCUCUGCCGCUGCAGAAGGACUGCGAAGACUUACCGGUACCCGAGCCCACCUUCUCCACGUUCGGUAAGAGCCCGCCCAAGGUCGAACCCGAACAGAAACUGAUACUGACGGACGAGGUGGAGGAGAGCACCGAGGUGAAAGUGGAGAGCCCGAAGGUGGUGGAGGCAGUGAAGGGCGAGGGCACCGUGCUCGACAGCGGGGACGAGGACUCCGGCAUCGAGAGCAGCUCCAAGGCUACGCUUGAACGGAACAAGACCAACGUCUCGUAAUUACAACUAAUUAGUACUAGUAUUGUAUAAAUAGGAACAUAGAUCUGAAGUAACUGCGACUUUGUCGUGGAACAAAGUUUGAAGUUACGUUACAAAGAGAAACACGCGUUAGUUUGGAAUAUGACAUUGUUUAGUCUCCGUUAGAACUCUUACACCAUGUAUACUUUCUUUCAGUACUAAAUAUUUCAAACUAACGAUUGAAUUUCUCGUGGUUAUGACAACCGCACUUCUCGUCUAGACUACAGAAAUAGUCGACGAAACAAUGCCAUUAUGAAAUAAAAUAGUAUUACAAACAGCAAAAAGUAUUACGUGCUGGAUAUAAAGUUGAUAUACAUAUCGGAAUUACGGGCAUCGAUUCAUAGCCACACCAUAUCCGUCGAGCCGGGAAAUGUAACGCGUUCAUAUUAUUGCCAUCCGCUUUUUGAUACUUUAUACUCUUUCAAUCUUGCCAAUGAUACAACAAAAAUCUUUUCUAAAACAUUUCGCUUGGUCGUUCAAUCUAAGAAGAAAAAAAAUCCAUCAAAAUUGACAUCUACAUACAAACUACAUAUUAUGAAUGUAAGUUAACCGACGCGGUUACAUUUCCCCGUUGGACAGCACACAGUAUUCAGUGGAGCAAGUACUGCUCAGUUCAAUGCAAGGAUCACACACACGAAGGUACAAAUCGCCAUGAAUUAUAUCUAUAGGUGUAUCGCUUUGAUUAUAGCGUAAGAUAAGGCUUUGAUACUUUUACACAUUACAGCCUAAUUUUAUGAGAUCAGUCGCGUCCCUCGAGUUUUGACACGUUUUUAUUAAUUGAUGUUAUGUCGCGUGCGAGCUGAUUCUGUUUGAUGCACGUAACCACGUAACUAACGCCAGUAAACAAUCUUAUAAUUACUGCUCUAAAUAUAGUUUGAUGUGUUCGGAUGUUACCGCGCGCGACGCCGACGCAUACAUAACUCUCUAUGAAUAACAUCCAACUAAUUAGUUAACUGUCAAUCAUUUUAUAUUUAUAAUGAAGUGUAGGAGACUGCCAUACAGUCGGUGUACAAUGGAGGCAGCCGAUCGUACUCGUUAGAAAUGUUCAUACGUAACGUUUUUUACUCUUAUUUCGUAUGUCGUAGUGUUAGGAUACGCUCGCGCUGCGCCCGCGGCACACGCCCUCAGAAAUUAUAUGUUUUAUGUAUAGUAUUGUAUGAUUCCCACCAAAAUUACGUUUUUAUUAUUUUGAUACGUGAACAAAGUUGUGGCGAAGUGUGACGUCCCGCUGGGGGUGCGUGCGCGUGCGCAGCUCUCGAUGUCUAAAUUACUUGUUGUUUGUGACGACCUAUUAUAUUAUUGUAUUACUUUACGCACAAGUGAGUAAGCAUCUUCCAUCUUUUAAACCUCAACAAAUGUCUAAAUUGAAGCGUUUCGGUCUACGAUUGAGGUUAAAAAGCCAAUUGUUAGUUAAGUAAAAGUUUAUAUUAGAUAAGUGUAGUGUUAGAUGUAUCAAGUUGUGGCGAUAGAUCGACAUUGCGACUGUGCCACUGUACGAGUAUAACGUCGUCACUAUAGUAUGCAAUACGUCCAAGUGUGAACCUGAUGUGCAAUUCUUCUCAUUUCCAUAUCAUCGCGUUUUAGUUGUUUAGUUACUGCUGUAAAUAUAAUUUAAUGUUAUUAUGUAUUGAGAAAGUAAUCUUUUUGAAUAUGAAAAUUUAUUGAUUGUAUUAAUUGUACUACACGUUUAUUGUUCUGAACAUUAUUUUUUACAGUUUUAGAAUGUUUUCGUUAAUGUACAGAUGUAAAUAAGUGAUAGAUGUUCAUUUUGUUACGAUGCGUAGGGAGGCGUCCCGAGUGGCGGGCUGUUGACUGUGAGCCGAACGAGACAACUUUACGUUACUACGGAACAUGCUUCUGUUUCUUUGUACAUAUCAUAAGUCCUGCAACCCCACAUCAAAGAACAAAUCUUAACACGAAUAGGUCAAGAAUCACAUUACCUUACAUUCGUCUACUAAAUAUGUUUCUUGACCUUUCAGGAUCCAGAAUCUCAUUAUAUUGCUCCUUUACAUUCGCCGAAUUGUCUCGGUUCACCGAAAUAUAAAGGGGUGGUUGUCUACAUCAACAGUUCUUUCAUAACUCUUGCCUAUACUGGGGAUCAACUUCCAUCUUAGAGUUGUAGAUUCCAAUUUUUCAAUAACGUAGAGUCUGUUUGUAGUGAAUCUUACGCAGCAGUACCCAAGCUUAUGAUAUAAAAAACUAAGGAAUUUAUUUGAAUGAAUUGUCCAGUUUAAUUAUGUAUUUAUUGAACGUAAGUUGUUAUUGAUUUGUAUGAGUUGUCGGCAGUAUUUAGUGAAUGUGAACGCAUUGGAAGUCUUUUCAUAUUGUGACUUUGUCGAGUCUUUUAAAAGUAUUUCUAUGAAAAAAAUAAUAAUUAAAUAAAACUUGUGACUCAA